This is a messenger RNA of Trichophyton rubrum CBS 118892, 1485 nucleotides long. Its product is annotated as centromere/microtubule-binding protein CBF5. Gene Ontology annotation, molecular function: pseudouridine synthase activity; RNA binding. NCBI's taxonomy places the organism in Eukaryota, Fungi, Ascomycota, Eurotiomycetes, Onygenales, Arthrodermataceae. Gene Ontology annotation, cellular component: box H/ACA snoRNP complex. Bases 1 to 1485 code for a protein of 494 amino acids. The record is from RefSeq and is a predicted model, not a curated record. Gene Ontology annotation, biological process: rRNA pseudouridine synthesis; mRNA pseudouridine synthesis; snRNA pseudouridine synthesis. The transcript has 5 exons.
AUGGCCGCUACCACUGGCAAGGGCGAUGUUGCCGACUACAGCAUCAAGCCUGAAGCUGUUGCUCCUCCAAUUCCCACCUCAGAAUGGCCGCUUCUACUGAAGAAUUAUGAUAAACUACUUGUGCGGACCAGUCACUUCACCCCAAUCCCUAACGGCUGCACUCCCCUCAAGCGUGACUUGAAGUCCUAUAUCAGUUCUGGUGUGAUCAACUUGGAUAAACCGUCGAACCCAUCGAGUCAUGAGGUUGUCGCAUGGAUGAAGAGGAUGCUCAGAGUGGAAAAGACUGGACACAGUGGAACUCUGGACCCAAAGGUUACUGGGUGCUUGAUUGUGUGCAUUGACCGUGCCACUCGCCUAGUAAAAUCGCAGCAGGGAGCCGGAAAGGAGUACGUUUGUGUUAUUAGGCUACAUGACAAGAUUCCCGGAGGCGAGGCGCAAUUUGCUCGUGCCCUUGAGACAUUGUCUGGAGCUUUGUUCCAGCGACCACCACUGAUAUCUGCUGUCAAACGUCAGCUUCGUAUCCGAACAAUUUACGAGAGCAAGUUGUAUGAAUUUGAUAAUGACCGACACUUGGGCGUAUUUUGGGUCAGUUGCGAGGCUGGUACCUAUAUCAGAACUCUUUGCGUGCAUCUUGGCUUGCUUUUGGGAGUUGGGGCUCAUAUGCAGGAACUGCGCCGUGUUCGCAGUGGAGCCAUGGACGAGAAGGAUGGCAUGGUGACUCUACAUGAUGUUUUGGACGCCCAGUGGAUGAUGGAUAACCACCGUGACGAAUCGUACCUCAGAAAGGUCAUUCGACCGUUGGAGAGCUUGUUGACUUCAUAUAAGCGAAUUGUUGUGAAAGAUAGCGCAGUCAACGCCGUCUGCUACGGAGCUAAACUGAUGAUUCCAGGUCUCUUGCGAUUUGAGGCUGGAAUCGAGAUAUAUGAGGAGGUGGUACUCAUGACCACCAAGGGCGAGGCCAUUGCCAUCGGUAUAGCUCAGAUGUCCACUGUUGAACUCUCAACCUGUGAUCACGGAGUAGUUGCCAAGGUCAAGCGUUGCAUCAUGGAGCGUGAUCUUUACCCCAGACGAUGGGGUAUGGGCCCAGUUGCCCUUGAGAAGAAGAAGCUCAAGGCUGACGGGAAGCUUGACAAAUAUGGCCGCACUAAUGCCUCCACCCCGGCCAAGUGGCAAGCGGAGUAUAAGGAUUAUGAUGCUCAAGCUGCUGGUACACCAAAUGCCGCUCCAGCACCUGGUGCUACCACACCCGCAAAGGCUGCCCCGGCUGCUCCUGCUGCUUCAUCCCCCGAGAAGGAAGAUGAAGAGAUGGAUGAUGCCGACAAGAAGAGAAAGAGAAAGGAUGGAGAGACCGCAGAAGAACGAGAAGAACGGAAGCGCCUAAAGAAGGAGAAAAAGGAGGCAAAGGAGAAAAAGAAGCAAGAGAAGAAAGAGAAGAAGGAAAAGCGAAAAUCCAAGCAGGCUGAGGAUGCCAGUGACAGCGAUUAA